UUAUUCGUCCUCUUUCUCUCUCUACGAUUAAAACCCUAAUUUGCCCUGCGUUCGCAUUUCUCUCUCUCUCUCUGAACGAACAGCGAUGGCGACGGAAGGGAAGGAGAAGAAUUUAUACGAAGGUGGAACCGGUGGCAAGUUCCGUAAACGUCCCUUCCGCAAAACUCAAACGACGCCGUACGAUCGUCCUCCGGCAGCACUCAGAAACCCUAACAGCAACAACAAUGGUUGGAUUUCGAAGCUUGUUGAUCCUGCUCACAGACUCAUCACUCAUGGCGCUCACUCUCUCUUCUCAUCUCUUCUCCGCAAGCGUCUUCCUCCUCCCCCUCCCGCUCCCAAUUCUUCAGGGAUGGAACAAGAAACGGGGCAGCACAAUCACCAAGAAGAAGCUGUAGAAAUGGAACAAGAAAUGAGACAGGAGAAUCAUCAAGAAGAAUCUGUUGCAAAAGAAUCUUCUGGCAAUCAACAAAGAGCAGUUGGUGAAAGUAAUGUUCAAGUUAAUUGUUCUGACUCGGAUCAAGGUGGAUUGACCGAACUUGAGAAACUAUUGAAGCAGAAGAUUUUCACCAGGUCUGAGAUUGAUCAUUUGACAGCACUUAUGCAGUCAAGGACUGUAGAUGUAGCUGUUAGGGGAGAAGAGAAGAGGUCAGAAAUGGUUCCCUCAGAACCAAUAUUACCUUCUGGACAAAAGGAAGAAUAUCCCAAAACACCAACCGUAGAAAAUGGGAUUGAAAACCAUCUUGCAUUAACUCAACCUGUUACUUCCAGUGUUCCUAUUGAGGAUGUUGCUUCACCUGUAGAGCUUGCCAAAGCUUACAUGGGGAGCAGGCAUCCCAAUGUAUCCACAUCAAUGCUGGGCGUGCGAUAUCCUGCUCGUGGAGAAGACACAACUCCUCUAAAAAGUGAAAAAUCUCCGUUUAAAUCCCCUACUAUGUCGAUUGUGCCAAGGGCUACUAGGCAUACUGCAAUUCAUGAAAACGGUUUUGUGACCCCAAGACCUCGUGGCAGAUCUGCAAUUUAUAGUAUGGCUCGUACACCGUAUACCAGAAUUUAUCCAACCUCUACCCUCAAGGGUGGAGGGCUUGCUGUUCAUGGCGAGCCUUCAUCUUCAACCCAAUCUGCAAUGGAUUAUGCCAUGUUUUCUGGAUCUACACAAGGGGGGAUAAAGCGUAGAAAUUUAGCAGUGGAUAAUAAUAUAGGAUCUGUUGGUCCUAUCCGCCGAGUCCGUCAAAAGUCUAAUCUUCUAUAUUCCAAAGGCUCCAGCUCACCUCUUUCUGGCAGUGCUCUAUCUGUCUAUAGGAACGGAUUGGGUAUUGAUGCUGCUCAGCAACCUUCAUCUUCCUUGCAUAAGCCUGUUCUGCUAGAUGAAGUUAAGCACAAGUCUGAAGAAAAUGUGAGUGGAACUAAGUCCAGCAUGAGCUUUCCCCCUUCCUCCUCAAAAUCCAGUGAGAUGGCUACAAAAAUUUUGCAGCAACUUGAUAAAAUAGGUUCUCCCAGAGAAAAAUCAUCUGAAUCAAGGCUACCAGUUGUGAGUGAUAGUUCAUCAAUGAAGUUGUCACCUUCAAUGCUACGCGGACAGGCUCUUCGAAGCAUGGAAAUGGUAGAUGCGUUUAAAUUGCCGGACAAUUUACAAGGUAAUAAUUUGGAUGGCACAUUUGGAAAUUUGACUUCCAGUGCUCAGAAUCAGAAGUCAAUUUCACAUAGAGAUAAGGGUGAAAAUGGUCCAUUGAAACUUGUUGCUUCUUCCAAUGAAUCAGUUCCUAUUGUAACCACUACAGAGACCACAAAGUCAAGGAAUCAAGUCUUGUCUAGUGAUAAUUCUUUUAUGAUGAAAUCAGUUUCUAACCCUACACAAAAGAAGCGGGCAUUCCAUAUGAGUGCACACGAGAAUUCUCUGGACCUGGGUGAUAAUGCUUAUAGAGCCGUCUCUUUUUCUUCUGCGGAAAAAGAAACAAAAAGCUCCACUGUUAUUGAGGAUAAAGUUUCUUCUGGUUCUGAAGCCAUUGCACAUGAAAGUCCCUCAACAUCAUCUGUGGUGUUGCCAUCCACAAGGUUUACGAUAGAUGCUCAAGCUCAUGUUAAGACAACUGAUGGUGGGGCUCAUGUUAAGACAACUGUGGCUACAGUUGCAGUUACAGCACCUACAAUAACAACCUUUGGUUCCGACAAGCCUGCUUUAUCAAAUGGGUCAACUGCUAAUCCUUCUUUGUUUAAUUUUGCUAAUAAGAAUAUCUCGUCAGCGGAGUUAUCAACUUCUGUUGCUUCAUCAAAGGAGAUAGCCAAAUCAGCUCCGGUAUUUGGUUUGGAGAAGGUUGAUCCGUCAAAGGAGGCUGGUGGUCCAUCAGUAAACUUUGACACCAAGCAAAAUGUUUUCAAGGUUCCACCAAUCCCGUUUACUGCUUCAUCAUCAGUUGGUGGUGAGUCUACUCCAAAAUUUGGUGCUUCUUUUGACUCUCAGCCGGGAGGCUCAAUCAGUUUUACUACUGUUGCUGGUUCAACUGGUUCUAUGCAAAAAGUUCGUGAAUCUGAUAGUGGUGAUGCUAAUAAAAAUACUGGAUUUUCUGUUGGGGCAUCAGAACUAGCUGUUUCAUCUGCAGCAUCAACAUCAUUGUUGACACCACCAAAUAGUAUAUUCAAAUUUGGCCAUAGUUCAAAUCAAAAUAAUGGGUCUCUUGGUUCAGGCCCUUCAUUCUCUUCUUCCUUUCCAUCUCUCAUAUCAAAUAACUUUAGCAACAGUUCAAAUCAAAAUAAUGGGUCCCUUGCUUCAGGCCCUUCAUUCUCUUCUUCCGUUCCAUCUCUUGUAUCAAAUAACUUUAGCAACAGUAGCUCGUCCCUUUCUGCAAGCGGUGGCAUUAAUUCCACUUCUGCUUCCACUGGAAUUAGCAUGAUAACUCCUGCCCUUGCUGCAUCAAGUAAUAACUGUUCCUCUUCCUCCACCCCAGUGGUGGCAACUUCGUCUUCAACAACUUCCCUUUUCAAAUUUGGUUCCUCUCCUGUCACAUCAGCAGGUUUAUCUGUAUCAUCUUCUGGCUCAAAACCACUGGAAACUGGGAACAGGCAAGAUGCAGGAAUCAGUAGUUUUAGCAGCACUGCAUUUGGUAGUUCAUCUGCUGCAGUUGGAAGCACAGCAAGUGCCAUUUUUGGGUUCAGCUCUUCAGCAAUGACAACUGGAGCUAGCCAGUCUCAGAGUUCUUUCGGUGCUGGCAGUGGUUCUCUGUUUGGUGCCCAAGCUUCUCCUCCUGCCGGUAUAUUUACAACUUCUACUCAGACCCAGUCAGUUCAAUCAUUUGCAUCAUCCCCAUUGUUUGGGUCGACUGGUAAGACAGAUAUUUCUUCGGGGAGUUCUUUGUUUCCUUCUUUAAGUUCUGCCACAAAUACAUCUUUUUCUUCUGGGAGUUCGAUGUUUCCUUCAAGUUCUACCACUAACAUUUUCAACUCCAGUACAACUUUUGGACUCGGCACAUCUGCUUCCUCUUUGGCAGUCAACUCUAGUAGUGGUACAGGCUCUAGUUUAUUUGGGGCUUCUGGUUGGCAGCCCAGCAAUUCUCUAUUUGGUUCCACAUUUAGUUCAUCACCUUCGUCCGGGUUUGGAACAUCCAGUACUACUGUUGCUUCCACCAGCUCACCCAUGUUUGCCUCCACGACCAGUGCAUCAGCUCCUCAGUUUUCAUUCACUUCAGCUGUGGCUUCCACCUCCACACAGCCUGCUUUUGGAAGCCCUAACCCUGUCUUUGCUUUUGGUUCAGCUCCAGUUAAUAAUGAUCAGAUGAGUAUGGUGGACAGUAUGGCUGAGGACAGUGUUCAAGCGACUCCACCUAUGAGUCCUAUGUUUGGUCAACAACCUGCCCCUGUUCAAUCAAAUUUUGUAUUCGGAGCAUCCACUCAGUCAGGAACCAGUCCUUUCCAGUUUGCAAGUCAACAGAACAUUGCUUCACAGGUAUCCGCUCCCUCAGGAACCAGUCCUUUCCAGUUUGCUAGUCAACAGAACAUUCCUCCACAGAACCCUUCUCCAUUCCAGGCUUCUGGCAGUCUGGAAUUUAAUGCAGGAGGAGGAGGGAGUUUCUCAUUGGGCUCAGGUGGUGGUGAUAAGUCUGGUCGAAAAAUUAUUAAAGUCAAACAUAGAAACCGUAAGAAGUAAAAGACCAUUGUUUAUGAAAAUGGUUGCUUUCUAUCACCUGCUUCAGGCCCCGCACUUCAGUAGCGCAACAAAAAAAUAAGUUCUGAAAAUCAAAUGCAGGAUAGUGUUGCUCAUUUGGCGAUGUGGACAAGCGAAGCUAUUGCUAAUCAGCAUAUCGAAAUUUGUUGGUCAUCUUUCACCUUCGAUAAGCUGAGGCAUAAAUGUUCCCAAUUUUGUUAUUGUAUGAUAUGAUAGAACAUAUGUGCUGUACUUGUAGUGAUUCUAGGUCAUACAGUUCACAAUUUAUGAUGAUAGAUAAUACUCUUAAGGUCGCUGUAUUCUCCUCACUUGUAAGUUGUAACAUUACCAGAAUUAGGGAUGAAGUUAUAAGCUUAGCUGGUUGUAACAUUUACGGUUCCAAUGAGCGAUCUGCUGAAUAUUUUCUGCAUUAUAUAUUGUAUAAUGAAUUUUUGUUUACAGACCGAUUAAUUUCUGCAUUA
Messenger RNA from Medicago truncatula (barrel medic), 4617 nucleotides. RefSeq names its product nuclear pore complex protein NUP1. The transcript is spliced from 9 exons. Gene Ontology annotation, biological process: nuclear membrane organization; poly(A)+ mRNA export from nucleus. Gene Ontology annotation, cellular component: nuclear envelope. Lineage: Eukaryota; Viridiplantae; Streptophyta; Magnoliopsida; Fabales; Fabaceae. The record is from RefSeq and is a predicted model, not a curated record. Bases 86 to 4138 code for a protein of 1350 amino acids.